CACACAGCUUUCAAAUCCUUGCCCUCCUACUGUUUGAUGAAUGAUCAACACCGACAAUGCCAAUGGGAUGCUUCUCCCUCACUCCAUAUGCUUCUGCUUCAUGCUCUCACUUUCUCUCUCCUCGGAGUCUCAUUCUCCUCACUCACUCUCACUCUCACUCUGAUUCUCAAUGUGGAGUUUCUCUGAGCAAAAGGGUCUCAAAGCAGCACAAGAGCAGCUCCAUUGUUCAUUCAAAAACCAAGACUUUCGCUAUUGGGAAUGAGACUGAGACUGCGGUGGUUGAGAAGCCCCAAUUGGGUGGUCGCUUCCAAGUUUUCAGGGGCUAUCCCACUCCCUUUGGUGCCACCGCUCGAGACGGUGGGGUUAAUUUCGCCAUUUAUUCUCUCAAUGCACACUCCGCCACUCUCUGUUUGAUUACUCUCUCUGAUUUUCACGAUAAUCAAGUGACAGAGUAUAUUCCUCUUGAUCCAUUAAUUAAUAAGACUGGAGGUGUAUGGCAUGUAUUCCUAAAAGGAGAUUUUAGAGAUAUGCUGUAUGGAUACAAAUUUGAUGGCAAGUUUUCUCCUGAAGAGGGACACUAUUAUGAUUCUUCUCGUAUACUGCUGGACCCUUAUGCAAAAGCAGUUAUUAGCAGAGGAGAGUUUGGGGCUUUAGGACCUGAUGGUAACUGCUGGCCUCAGAUGGCUGGAAUGGUACCUUCCGAUGAUGAUGAGUUUGACUGGGAAGGAGACUUGCCUCUGAAGUAUCCGCAGAAGGAUCUUGUUAUAUAUGAAAUACAUGUGCGAGGGUUCACAAAGCAUGAGUCAAGCAAGACCAAGUUCCCUGGUACAUAUCUUGGUGUAGUGGAGAAGCUUGACCACUUAAAGGAACUUGGAGUAAAUUGUUUAGAAUUAAUGCCAUGUCAUGAGUUCAACGAGCUGGAAUACUUCAGUUACAAUGCUGUACAAGGGGACUAUAAGGUCAAUUUUUGGGGGUAUUCAACUGUCAAUUACUUUUCGCCAAUGAUCAGAUACUCAUCUGCCGGUUUGCAAAAUUGUGGCCGUGAUGGGAUUAAUGAAAUUAAGUUCCUGAUCAAGGAAGCGCACAAAAGAGGAAUAGAGGUUAUCAUGGAUGUUGUUUUCAAUCAUACAGCUGAAGGAAAUGAGAAUGGUCCCAUUAUUUCUUUCAGAGGUGUUGACAACAGUAUCUAUUACAUGGUAGCACCCAAGGGGGAGUUCUAUAACUACUCAGGAUGUGGAAACACAUUCAAUUGCAACCAUCCAGUUGUACGACAAUUUAUAGUGGACUGCUUAAGAUAUUGGGUAAUAGAAAUGCAUGUGGAUGGUUUUCGCUUCGAUCUUGCUUCAAUUAUGACCAGGGCUAGCAGUCUCUGGGAUAGAGUUAAUGUCUUUGGUGCUCCAAUAGAAGGUGAAUUGCUGACUACUGGGACCUCUCUAGGCAGCCCCCCAUUGAUUGACUUGAUCAGUAACGAUCCAGUACUUCGGGGAGUGAAGCUUAUAGCUGAAGCCUGGGAUGCUGGAGGCCUCUACCAAGUUGGCACUUUCCCUCACUGGGGUAUUUGGUCAGAAUGGAAUGGGAAGUACAGAGACAAAGUGCGCCAGUUUAUCAAGGGUACAGAUGGCUUUGCUGGAGCAUUUGCUGAAUGCCUUUGUGGGAGUCCUAAUUUAUAUCAGGGAGGAGGAAGAAAACCAUGGAAUAGUAUUAACUUUAUAUGUGCUCAUGAUGGCUUCACUCUAGCUGAUUUGGUGACCUAUAACAACAAGCAUAACUUGGCAAAUGGAGAAGACAAUAAUGAUGGAGAAAAUCAUAAUAAUAGCUGGAACUGUGGACAGGAGGGGGAGUUUGCCAGUGCCUCAGUGAAGAAAUUGAGGCUACGACAAAUGCGAAAUUUCAUUCUCUCUCUCACGGUUUCCCAGGGAGUUCCGAUGAUAUAUAUGGGUGAUGAAUACGGACACACAAAAGGGGGAAACAACAAUACCUAUUGUCACGAUAACUAUCUUAAUUACUUUCAAUGGGACAAAAAGGAAGAAUCCUCAUCAGAAUUCUUCAGAUUUUGCUGCCUUAUGACUAAGUUCCGUCGGGAAUGUGAAUCACUGGGCUUAGAUGACUUCCCUACAUCAGAGAGGCUGCAGUGGCAUGGUCAUUUUCCUGGAAUGCCAGAUUGGUCUGAAACUAGCCGUUUUGUAGCUUUUACCAUGGUUGACUCAGUGAAGGGAGAAAUUUACAUUGCUUUCAAUACGAGUCAUUUACCUUUCACAAUCACCUUGCCAGAGCGUCCUGGAUACAGAUGGGAACCCCUCGUGGACACCAGCAAAUCUGCGCCAUAUGAUUUUCUCACUCUUGAUCUUCCUGGAAGAGAUAUUGCAAUACAGCAGUAUGCUCAGUUUCUUGACGCCAAUAUGUAUCCCAUGCUUAGUUACUCUUCCAUCAUCCUCUUGCGUGCUCCAGAUGAAAGUGCGUAGCUUGGAGAAUCCUGCUGACUUGUAGACACAAUACCUUGUUGUCAGCAAUAUGUAUAAUCCUGUCCCCUAGUAUGGUGGCAACAUGGGUGAAUCGUUGGAUCAGUAAACAAACCAUAGAGAACUCAUUGGAAAAAUUUCCCUUCCCUUUACAUAGGAAAGGAAACAUUAAGGAGAAGAAAAAGAAGCAGUAAUAGUGAUGGAUGAAUGAUGUGAUGAUGGAAAAGUGGACAAGUUGUAGUAUUUGUAUCAAUUUAGAUGUGAUUCUGCUCUCUGUUUUGUAAUACCUUUCUUGUGAGU
Molecule: messenger RNA, 2759 nt
Organism: Gastrolobium bilobum
Lineage: Eukaryota; Viridiplantae; Streptophyta; Magnoliopsida; Fabales; Fabaceae
Product: isoamylase 1, chloroplastic
Exons: 18
Coding region: 57-2462 (801 amino acids)
Biological process (GO): carbohydrate metabolic process
Molecular function (GO): hydrolase activity, hydrolyzing O-glycosyl compounds
Source: RefSeq, a predicted model, not a curated record